This is a messenger RNA of Daphnia pulicaria, 3825 nucleotides long. RefSeq lists its product as uncharacterized. The record is from RefSeq and is a predicted model, not a curated record. The transcript has 6 exons. Bases 1914 to 3464 code for a protein of 516 amino acids. NCBI's taxonomy places the organism in Eukaryota, Metazoa, Arthropoda, Branchiopoda, Diplostraca, Daphniidae.
UAGGCCCUGAAUAAUCGAUAGUGCAUCAUCUCUGGCUGUCGUCUUCCAUCGUUAUGGGGUCUUAUAGUGCCUAUACCUAUCUGAUUCCUUAUUGAUGGCAACUUUUUCAGGUGAAGCAAGACAUUACCAGGUGGCGUUACAAACUAUUGUAUUUUUUCCCCCCUUCAUAUUCUGCUGCCAUCAAUCAAUCAAAGGCUAGAUGACAAAUAGGUUUUGUUACUAAACGAGGUUAUGUAGGUAUAUAGUACCCACUACCUAUAAUGGCCGCCGUCUCUUACUCCUUUUUUUUUCCCCUUUUUCACAUCGGGAGUUUUUGGGGUCGAGUAAAGAGCGCGUGCUGUUUAAAGGAGUAGCAGCGGAGCACACCUGGGCGAAGAAUGCACAAAGGAGAGUGCCGAGUGGGUUGUAUUGAUUUUUUGGGCGUAACCGUGCAACGCGCGCUGCUCCCGGAGAGACUAGCUCCCGUUUCGUGACUGGGCUGGUCUCUUCGUUGUUAAGGACGUCACAACAAGGUUGCGUAAACUGACUCGAUAUAAUUUUUACCCGUUAUAGUAUAUCUUAAGCGUCGUGCUGUAAUUAUUGAUUUCGUGUCGGCCAUGGAACAGCAUGCAGAUCCUUUUUCUAUACAUUUCAAUAUAUCAGGCCGCUGCUGCGCGGGCGUCACCAAAUAGUUGCGGGUCACCAGGAACCUUCAACGGUCUGGAAAAAUUAGACCUACACUAUAAAAAAGAAGAGAGCUAUCUAGCUUAUAUAUAUUCUGACGGCGAAAAAUAGAUAUGAUUUCUAGUGUGAUUGUCGUCCAGGAAGGAAAUAUAAGUGGGCCUUGGUUACUAUACAGCUGGAAGCGAUGGUGCAUCCAACCGCGAGGAGCGGCGGAUGUAAUCAAGACGACCCAGCCAUGAAAUGAUAAGUCGGCUUGUGCAAAUUCCAAGUGAUGCUGUCUGGAUAGAAAUCCAAGUAAGGCGAUGCUGUCAUAGUGACGAGAGCCGAUGGAAAAUGCCAUCAAUUAUGGAGACAAAUGAUUACGAUAUGCGGAUGCACAGGGCCCUGCAUCAGUAUUACUAAUAUCCAAGUUGCCUUCGGGCGCAAUCAAUAUUGGAUGGCUUCAUAGAAAAGCAGACCGUAAUAAUGAUGCCUGCAUGAGCCUAGAUGGCAUAUACCCGUCGAGUACCUCUUUUUAAUUAAGAUAAGUGAAGAUAAGAUUGCAAUACCGAGAACGACUCUGCUGCUUGGCAGCGGUGUGCUUCAACAACAACAACUUUUGAGAGAGAUUCGACCAACGGCCGUUUGACAGGACAGUCAAAGGGUUCUCGUUGUUGGCCAAUUAGCCAGCAGCACGAGCCCCUCUCAUUUUUCUAUACUGCGCAGCAUUUCGUGUUAUUUCAUUAGCCGAAUGGUACACAUCAGCUUGCGUGUUGUUUCGUCAGCUGGGCGACAAAUGCGCAUGCCCCGCCCAUAAUUAAAAGCGACCGCAAAGACAACCAACAUUUCUAUGUCUUAGAUUGUCUUACCCAUCUACACAUUCCUUUUUGGAUGUAUAGUACAGAAAUCAAAGCGGAGACUUGGUGUGUAGCAACAGGUCGUCGAAGACCUCGAGUGAUGAUGACAGAAACAGAGAAAAUAUACGACUGGUGGUUUUGUUGACGACUGCGCGCCACGUUGAAGCUGUUGCACCGCCCAGCUGCUGCUGGUGUAGUAGUAGUAGUAGACCGAGUCUGUUGGCUGCCUCUCUCUCCUCCUCCCUAUAUUUGGCUGGCAGCAGUUGCUCUCGCAUUCAUCCCGCAGUUCACAGUGCUACGAACCUUGACAGAGUGAUCGCGGCUGUUGAUCGCUCUCAUGUUCUCCCGCUCUCAGCCACCGACCAGGAUUAUUAGAUCUAUUCAGCAGCGUUGAAAAUUCCAACCAGCUAGAAAAUGUCUUACUCGUUCCGUCAUGGUGGUAAGAAUCAAUCGACUUCAUCAUCUUCUACUUCUACGACGAGCGGAGGUCACCAACGAAUUGCUUACGGCAGUCGAUCGACCAGCACGGGAACGCCGCCGCAGACGCCGACCAUUCGCGUGACAUCACCCGUGCCGGACGUCGUCGGAAUGAUUGACAUUUGGGAUCCGGAAGUUGUCGAAGAUGAGCCGCCGCCGCCGUCGUCGUCGUCGUCGUCGACCACUUCUCCCAAGGCCUACAGUUUCCGCUACAAAGAGGAGAAACAGCACAAGCAGCGCAAACAUCACGCGACGGAGAAUAACAAAACGAAUUUCUCCGAUUCCGCCAUGCAAGCCGAUCCUGUUGAAUUGAUGGAAUCGCCGUCCAGCACAGCGCAACAGCCACCGGUAGCAGCAGCACAACAACCGGCGAUCGAAGCGACAGUCAUUUACGUCAAUCAAAUCGGCGACGCCCUGAGUCCCAUUGACGACGACGGGCUCAAAACGGCCGGCGAGUCGGAAGAAUCUUCCGACUGCGAAGAAAUCAGUCAGAUCAGUGCCGUCACUCAGAUUCCGCGUGGCGAGUCCAGCCAGCAUCAGGAGCCAUCAUCGCCGCUAGUUGCCGAGGAACCGGCUGAUCCGUUGAUCCCGAUAACAGAUCCAGCAGCGAUCCUGCCGGAAGAAAAGACUCUUCCGGUGGUGGCCAGCCACUCGCCUCAACGCAUCAUUUGGGAGGAGAUGGUCUCGCCAUCAUCAGAGGCCGGUAAACCGGUGAAACGCGUUCAAUUCAGUCGAUCCUUAAGUCUGGUGCCGGGAUCCAGCGCAGCUCAACAGACGACAUCCGUCGAAGGUGCCGACCAGCGCGGCGGAGUCGGAAUUAUCCGACCCGGUGCCGGAAGGCGAUAUUCCAGUUUGGAUUCGGGCAGCAACCCGGUGAGUAGCCACGACAUUUUCCCGUCGAUGCUCACCUUUAUCGGCGAACAGCAGCAUCACCAACCAUCAGCAGCGAUGAUUUCCGAUCGGAAAAUGUUGAGUCCGACUCCGGAGUCGGCCCUGGAGAGCGCCCAGUCGCCUCAACAGGAGAGCCAGGAGUCCAUCGUGGCGGCCAAGAUGGACCAAGAUGAGCUGAACGAGUUACAAUCGAGAGCCGACGAGCCCGACGGCACAAUGACGACGUUAUCAGUGACUGUCGAGGAGGUGGGUGUUGAAGGGAUGACGAAUCAGCACGAUCCGACUUGCGAUCUCUUCGACCGGCUAAACGCUCUGAAAAACGACGAGGAACUCAUGGAUUUAGCGACGGGAUUCGUUCUCCAGUUGCUUCGCUCAGCUCAAGAAGAGACGCUCAGACGCGGUCACGUAGCCAGCAAGGUAUCGACAUUUCAAAUGGAGCAGAAGAGCAAAUUAAGUCUCGAAUUGCAACAUGUCGCCGUUCCGAAAGGGAGACACAACCGAAAAUGGUACAGCCGACUGCGAAUGCUUUUAUUACGAACUUUGACCUGCACUUGCGUACCGACUCACCCCAACAUCCAAUCACCUUUGUCCAACUAAUCCCUGAGCAGCGCUGGGGGGAAAAAAGAAAAGAAACAAUGUGCUGGUUGCUUGCUUGCUGCUGCUGAUGUGAGUUUGACAAUGUUCAGCGGUCGAUAUUAUAUAGAAGAGGAGCUCACAUGGCCGCGCACGUCUUAAAUGUAACAUGUCUAACCCUUUGCGAAUUACCCGAUCAAUUAUCAAUCGAGAUUAUCAACCACCUAUAAUAGAACACCCUGACCCGGAACACUUUAAUUUUUUUUUAAAUUAUCAUUUCAAAAUAUUGAUAUUAUAAACUCCCUACCGUUUAAUUCUAUACCAUUUAUACGUGAAUCGAGAAUUGAUGUCUGCAUAUAUCAUGUCGUUAUUGUGUUGAUGAUGG